This is a messenger RNA of Dovyalis caffra, 1461 nucleotides long. The record is from the annotation of a GenBank genome assembly. NCBI's taxonomy places the organism in Eukaryota, Viridiplantae, Streptophyta, Magnoliopsida, Malpighiales, Salicaceae.
AUGGAAAUGGAGCUUGGAAAGUUGUUCAUUGGUGGGAUUUCAUGGGACACAAAUGAAGACCGUCUUAAGGAGUAUUUCCGGAAUUUUGGGGAAGUUUUAGAAGCUGUCAUAAUGAAGGAUCGGGCCACGGGUCGUGCUCGUGGCUUUGGUUUUGUUGUUUUUGCUGACCCUGCUGUUGCUGAGAGAGUUGUGAUGGAAAAGCACCUUAUAGAUGGUAGAAAUGUUGAGGCAAAGAAGGCAGUUCCUAGGGAGGAUCAAAACACUCUGAACAAAAACAGUGGCAGCAUUAUUGGUUCACCUGGUCCUGCCCGAACAAAGAAGAUAUUUGUAGGAGGUUUAGCAUCUACAGUUACAGAGAGUGACUUUAAGAAGUACUUUGAUCAGUUUGGAGUGAUUACAGAUGUAGUGGUUAUGUAUGAUCACAACACUCAGAGGCCAAGAGGUUUUGGAUUCAUCACCUAUGAUUCAGAGGAAGCAGUGGAUAGAGUAUUACACAAAACCUUUCACGAACUCAACGGUAAAAUGGUUGAGGUCAAGCGGGCUGUCCCCAAAGAGUUAUCUCCAGGGCCAACUAGGAACCAGUUAGGAGGAUUUAAUUAUAGUCCAAGUAGAGUCAGUAGCUUCCUCAAUGGUUACACUCAGGGAUACAAUCCAAGUUCUGUUGGAGGCUAUGGAGUUAGAAUGGAUGGUAGGUUUAGUCCUGUUACUGUUGGACGGAAUAACUUUUCUCCAUUUGGUACUGGAUAUGGGAUGGGAUUGAAUUUUGAGCAGGUGUUGAACCCAAGUUAUGGGGGAAAUUCAAACCUCAGUUCUAAUGCUGGCUAUGGACGAGUAAGUCCUUCAUAUAGUGGAAAUGCGAGCAGGUACAGCAACCCCAUUGGAUUUAGUGGAGGCAAUGGUGGAAGUAGUUCUGUCUUAAAUUCAACUGCUCACUCUUUAUGGGGAAAUGGAAGUAUUAAUCUUGCUCCGAACACCACAAACUCCAGUGCUUUUAUGGGCUCUGGAACUGGGAACUCAGGAAUGGGUUCUUUUGGCAGUAUUGGAGCACUUUGGGGUUCCUCCGUUAACUCUGGCCAAGGUGGAGGAGUUGGCUCUGUCAACAGCAGUGGCAAUCUUAGCUUUGGCGGUGGAGAUUUCGAUAUUGGUCUAGGAGGGUUAGGGUAUGGAAGAAACAGUAGGACAGGCGUUGCACCGACAUCAUCUCAUGCUGCAUCUAUUGGCGGAUAUGAAGAGGCUUAUGCAGACUUUUAUGAGAAGGGUUCAUUAUAUGGGGAUUCCACAUGGCAAUCUUCACCUUCGGAGCUGGAUGUGUCUGGCUCAUUUGGUUUUGGGCUUGGAAAUGCAGCUUCUGAUGUGAUGACUAAAAAUUCUGGUGGUUAUGUUGGGGGUUAUAGUGUUGCUAAUAGACAAUCAAAUAGAGGCAAGUAUUCCUUCUCUCCUCUUCCCCCCUCUUUAUGUUGA